AUGUCCAAUGCAACAACUGAGCGGAGCUUCUCCAGCCUCCGUCGGUUGAAGACGUUCCUUCGUUCAACUAUGUCCGAGCGCCGCUUAAAUCACCUUCUCUUCCUCCACAUCCACAAAGAUUUGACCGACGGCCUGAACCUCAAAAAAGUGCUCCGGAGUUUCUGCUUUGCAAGUGAGCGAAGGGAGGUCUUCAAGGUGAAUGCUACCUUUUCUCAGAAUGGAGAAUUGAAAUACAAACCAGAUUCUUCAGUUUUUGCUGAACCUAGGUACAGCACUGCCAGUACCCAAACACCAGCUGAGUUUUUCCCCCCGGAAGACGAACUACAACCAGGAGGAUCCUACAUUUCCCAGGCUCAUCUAAGGGACUGUGGCCCAGCCUUCUAUGCUGCGAGAGAUGCUGGAUACCAUCAUGGCCAUAGAUGUGGAGGAGGGAGGCAUAACUUGAGUGCAGCCUGGAGCGACUCUUCCCAGGUCAGCACCCCAGACCGGGAGGGAGCAUUUACAAUUGUGGACUCGGGUCAGGGGGAUUCUCUGUCGGUGUCCACCAUGGAGGUCCCUCUCUCUCCCCACGGUGAGCAUCAAGCCCUGCUUCCGAUGCAACUCUACCCACUCUCCCAGCCAUUGAGAGUGGCCUUUAAUGCCUCUCGCACUGCCAAUUUUGCCCCAGGCAAUCUGGACCAGCCCAUUGCCUUCGACCAACUGCACAGCAACCUUGGAGAGAUGUUUGACACCAGCAUUGGCCGCUUCACCUCCCCUGUCAAUGGAACCUAUGUCUUCCUCUUCCACAUCCUUAAGCUUGCCAUCAAUGUGCCUCUCUAUAUUAACCUCAUGCGCAACGAAGAGGUGAUGGUUUCUGCAUACGCCAACGAUGGGGCCCCAGAUCACGAGACAGCCAGCAACCACGCUAUCCUGCCCCUCUUUCAGGGAGACCAAGUGUGGCUCCGUUUGCAUCGCGGGGCAAUCUAUGGAAGCACCUGGAAGUACAGCACCUUCUCUGGCUUCCUGCUCUACCAGGAUUCAACCUGAACAUCUAUAUUCUUCCAGUGUGAGGACCAGUUCCCUUUAAUCAUCAAUACAAAAAAUGGACAUUUCAAGAUAUUGGUCAGGCUGCAUGCCAAUGGCCUUUUUUCAGCAUGAAGCCCACUAAUCGUAUGAUCAGUGCCCACAGCCAUUAUCUAUACAAUUGUGACUUGACAUAAACCAAAUAUAGUUGAUGUUCCAUGAAUGCAGUUUACUAGUAUCGCAGUCGCAUGGGUGACUACCACAGUGAUAAACUGAUAAAUCUGUGUUCUAUCAGCUAUACAUUCACCAGGUCACUGAUUUCAAUCUUAUGAGUUUGUGACUUUUUGUUUUCUAGAAGGCUUUGGACAACUUACUAGAUGGGUUUAUGAAUAAUGAACUUAAUCAUUGUCUGAUUUAUCUAAUUAAUUUCUAGUUGACUCUCCUAUCUUCUCGUUGCUAGGCUCUUAUUUGUUCAGUGUAACUGAAUGUGACGCUAAGGAAGAAAAUAUGAUGAUGAUGUUGGUGGUGGGAAUGGUGCAAAUCCAAUCAGGCUUUGGCCUAAAGUGACGUUGUGGUCCUAUUGAUGUGUCUAAAUAAAGAGGAGCAGUGCAUUUUUGGUCCUUAAUCUUUUA
Molecule: messenger RNA, 1634 nt
Organism: Notothenia coriiceps (black rockcod)
Lineage: Eukaryota; Metazoa; Chordata; Actinopteri; Perciformes; Nototheniidae
Product: caprin-2-like
Exons: 5
Coding region: 1-1026 (341 amino acids)
Molecular function (GO): protein binding
Source: RefSeq, a predicted model, not a curated record